AUGACUUCACUGGGUUGGAAUCUUGCAUUCCCUAAAAUCCCUAAAGUUGCGAAAUUCCUGCAGCCUCUGUCAAAUUGGCUUGUGUUCCUCAUCGCUGGUCUCUCUAUUGGUCUGCUUAGCGGUGUUCUCUCCAUUCUUUCCGUUUGGCUCGCGAAUCUCAAGUCUGGGCGAUGCGUAGACAAUCUAUCAACACUCAAGACUACCUGCGUUGAUUGGAGGGAAUGGUCUGAUUGGUCCAUUCUCAACUACUUCAUUUACAUACUUUUCUCUAUCUUUUUCGCUUUCGUAGCUGCUUUCGCCGUGCACAGACUAAGCCAACAGGCUUCUGGUAGCGGUAUAAGUGAAAUCAAGUGCAUUAUUGCUGGUGUUGACUAUCCCGGCUAUCUUCACUGGCCGGUGCUCGCUGUGAAGGCGUGUACUUUGCCACUCGCCAUCGCUUGCGGCCUGUCCAUCGGCAAAGAGGGUCCCUCAGUCCACGUUGCCUGCUGCAUCGCACAUCUCCAAGCCUCUCUCUUCCCCUAUUUCCGCAAAAGCACCGCCAAGAUGCGCGAGAUUCUCGUCGCUGCCAGUGCGGCUGGUGUUGCGUGUGCAUUCGGUAGUCCAAUCGGCGGCGUCAUGUUCUCCAUCGAGGAGAUGACACAUACACACACAACCAAGAUGAUCUGGCGCAGUUUCUUCUGUGCACUCGCUGCCACUGCUAUGCUCUCCGCCCUCAAUCCUUUCCACACAGGUAAACUCGUUCUUUUUCAAGUAUCGCACGACACCAGUUGGCACUUUUUCGAGAUUGUCUACUUUAUAGUGCUCGGUGUGUUUGGGGGUCUCUUCGGGUCUGUUGUCAUCAAGCUCAAUCUGGCAUAUACGGAGGUACGGCGCCGUCACCUGCUUCGCUAUCCUGUCAGUGAGGCAGUUAUACUAGCGCUAGUGAGUGGGGUGCUCAGCUACCCGAACCCGCUCCUCCGCAUCGACAUGACGGAGGGGCUAGCGAUGUUAUUGCGGGAGUGCAGUCCUGGCAAUAACAGCGAUAACCACAUUGAAGAUUACGGGAUGUGCGAUGCAUCACAAGCAUGGACGACUAUCCACCGCACACUGUUGGCUACAGUGAUACGAACGGUGCUCCUGAUUAUCACAUAUGGGUGCGGGGUACCCGCGGGUUUAUUUGUGCCGUCGCUAGCAGCUGGAGCCACUUUCGGUCGACUGGUGGGCACUGUGAGCGCGAUGGUGCAUGCUCGUUACGCCCACAUGCCCUUCUUCGCUGAGUGCCACGCGUCUGCGUCCCAAGCGCCGUGCAUCUCACCGCCUACUUACGCUCUACUCGGUGCUGCCGCGGCGCUUAGUGGUGUACUGCGAAUCUGGGUAACUGUCCCCAUUAUCAUCUUCGAGCUUACAGGCGCACUAGGCCAUAUUCUACCCACUAUGAUCGUCCUAAUCACUACAAAAGGGGUUUCGGACUGGUUAAGCGGAGGAGAGGGCAUGGGUGGGCACGCUGAGCAGGCUAUACGGCGCAGUAAGAUACCCGUGUUGACGAGAACGGAUGGCGAAGGUGAAGGGGAUGGUGAGGGUGAGGGUGUGCACGUCGCACUAGCCAUGACGCCGCUCGCUCAGCUCGUCGUGCUGCGCGAACACAUGCAGGUAGGCGACGUAGACAACGUCUUGCAAAGCAAGCACAGCGGAUAUCCCGUCGUGCGGUCUGUGGAUGGGGAUGGAAUGCAGCUCGUUGGCUACGCAGAUGCUCAAACCCUCGCUAAACGCCUCGCGCAACUCGAUCGGCUGUCUCAGUGGGCGUGGGUGAGUUUCAGCACUUUCGGUGGUGAGCAGACCAUCUUUGAUGUGGAUGUGGAUGCAGGUGAUAGCGAUAGUGAUAGUGAUGGUGGUGGUGAUGGUGUAGACACUCCCACACGCACUCCCACCGCUAUCAACCUCAGCGACACACUCACGGAAACGCCCAUCACCAUCGCCCCCUCGACACCCCUACACGUCGCAAUGAAGCUGUUUAAGAGGCUGGGGCCGCGCGUGAUGCUCGUCGUGCGUCUUGGCGCGCUGGAGGGUUUGGUGGGAGUGGCGGAUGUGCUGAGGGAGCGAGACAGCCGGGCCAGCAGGGACAGCAGGGACAGCAGGAGCAACACUCGCAGCACGAUAUGGAUCCAACUAAGGGACUAUAUAACGACAAAGAUAAAUAUAUAA
Messenger RNA from Wallemia ichthyophaga EXF-994, 2181 nucleotides. Its product is annotated as putative chloride channel protein. Gene Ontology annotation, cellular component: fungal-type vacuole; endoplasmic reticulum; membrane. Gene Ontology annotation, molecular function: voltage-gated chloride channel activity. Gene Ontology annotation, biological process: intracellular iron ion homeostasis; chloride transport; intracellular copper ion homeostasis. Lineage: Eukaryota; Fungi; Basidiomycota; Wallemiomycetes; Wallemiales; Wallemiaceae. The record is from RefSeq and is a predicted model, not a curated record. Bases 1 to 2181 code for a protein of 726 amino acids. The transcript has 3 exons.